Molecule: messenger RNA, 5200 nt
Organism: Manis pentadactyla (Chinese pangolin)
Lineage: Eukaryota; Metazoa; Chordata; Mammalia; Pholidota; Manidae
Product: eukaryotic peptide chain release factor GTP-binding subunit ERF3A-like
Exons: 5
Coding region: 120-791 (223 amino acids)
Source: RefSeq, a predicted model, not a curated record
CUUACGGUUUAUUGUCUGUUCUACCAAAUGAAUACAUGAAAUGAGAGACGCUCUAAGUUGGGCGUCAUAAUGUAGGACAAAAUCUUGCUCGAGGCGGGGAGAAGAAAGGUGGGAAGAGAAUGAACGUAGGGAGACUGUGCGACGGAGAACGCUCAGAGGCCGGUGAAAGGGAAGGAAGGGAUGUCCAGUGGUUGAAAGCUUUAUCCCCCCGUAGAACUGCUGUCGGUUUUCCCUCAUCCUGUGCCUCACAGGACAGAGUGGACCGCCGGCGACAGCUGAAAGGCUCUGGAUCGGAGGCCCCGCACGGACCCGCGCCAAGACCCAACCCUGCGCUGCCCCACCCGGUGACAGGUGGAGCCGCGAGGGCGACCAGGUCCCCGCCUCUUCGCACUGCCUGCCGGGAGCCGGAGACCCUUCCGGUUGCUCCGGGCCACGGAACUCCGACUCCCAUCGGCCCCCGGGAAAACCGCAACGGGGUCACGCGGGCCCUGUCGGAACUCGUAGUUCCGUCUUUGGCCGUGCUUCAUAGCCGGAAGCAGGGACGAACGGAGCCGAGAGCUACCGAGGCUCAGCACCUGUGGAACCUUCUGAAGAGGAACAAUCGUUGUGUGAAGGUUCAAAUUCAGCUGUUAGCAUGGAACUUGCAGAAACUGUUGGUAAGAAAAUUUCUGACCAUAUUAAUACAGUAUUAUGAAACUCUUUCACUCUCAAGAUUUAAGGUGCAAAUUAGAAAAUGGGGAGACAGAAAUGUCCCCAGAAGAAUCAUGGGAGCACAAAGAAGAAAUCAGUGAAGCAGAGCCAGUGGGUGGCUCCUUGGGAGGUGGAAGGCCCCCAGAGGAAGGUGCCCAGGAGAUGAUGGAGGAGGAAGAGGAGAUACCAAAACCCAAAUCUGUGGUUGCACCACCAGGUGCUCCUAAGAAGGAACAUGUAAAUGUAGUAUUCAUUGGGCAUGUAGAUGCUGGCAAGUCAACCAUUGGAGGACAAAUAAUGUAAGUGUUUUCUGUUAAAUAAUAGAGUGAAUUUAAUGGAAUGUUUUGGGCAUUGCAAACAUUCACACAAAGGAGAUAAAACAGGUUACCCCAACUUAAGAAAAAUUAAUAAUAAAAUGACAGUACUUGUAGGGAAAGCUGAUGUUAAGUAAUUUUUGCAGUAUGAUCGUUGUUAGUAUUUUCUGAUGGAAUUUAGGUCUUCUCUAAAAUCUUCUGUCAUCACCACCAGGAACAUAAAUGUAUUUAUGAAAGCUGUCUCUUAGAUUUUUCUAUAAAAAGUAAUACAGAAUCCUAGAUUAUAGGAAAUGUCAGUCUGCUUUGAAUAUAAUUUUCUUGGGAGUAAUGAAAAGCAGUUCUUGAAUUAGGUGCAUGGGGGAAAGAUUUUUCUAAUCCAUCAACUCCUUAAAUUUAUAAUCAAAGAUAGGUGGUUGGCUAACAUGCUGAGAUUAGAAGAUAUGAAAACACCGUGGUUGAUCUUUAGUAAUGUAUUCUAAUAUUGAAAAUCUUUUUAAUUAAAAGGCUUUUCUUUUUUUUUAAUUGAAGUAUCAUUGAUAUACAGUCUUAUAGUUUCAAAUAUACAACACAGUGGUUCAACAGUUACACAUAUUAUUAAAUCCUCACCCCUCUAGUGUGAUUACUGUCAAUCAACGUAGAAAAAUGUUACAUAAUCAUUGAUUAUGUUCUCCAUGCUGUACUAUUCUGACCAAAUUAUAUUGUGAUUGUGAGUUAUUGUAUCCUUUUAUCCCCCUCAGCCUCAUUCCCCACCAGCUUGGUAACCGCUAGUCACUUCUCAGUGUCUGAGUCUACUGCUGUUUUGUUCCUUCUGUUUUGCUUUGUUUUUAUAUUCUACAAAUAAGUGAAAUCAUACAGUAUUUGUCUUUGUCUGGCUUGUUUCCCUGAGCAUAAUACCUUCGAGAUCCAUCCAUGUUGUUGGAAAUGGCAGUAUUUCUUUUCUUUCUAUGGCUGAAUAAUAUUCCAUUAUGUAUAUGUACCACAUCUUCUUUAUCCUAUAGAUAAAUUUAUCUAUCCUUUAUUCUAUUUAAAUUUAUCUAUCUUUUAUUUUAUUGAUGGACACUUAGGUUGCUUCCGUACCUUGGUUAUUGCAAAUAGUGCAGCAGUAAACAUAGGGGUGCAUAUGUCUUUCCAAAUCAGGGGUUUUGUUUUUUUGGGGGGGGUAAAUUACUGGGUCAAAUGGUAUUUCUAUUUUCAGUUUUUUGAGGAACCUCCAUACUGUUUUCCACAGCAAUUGCACCAAUUUACAUUCCCACCAAAGCAUAGGAGGGUUCUCCUUUCUCCACAUCCUCACCAGCAUUUGUUAUUUCUUGUCUUCAGAUAGUGGCCAUCCUGGCUGCUGUGAGGUGAUACUCAGUGUGGUUUUAAUUUGCAUUUCCCUUAUGAUUAGUGAUGUGGAUCUUUGCAUGCGCCUGUUGGUCCUUUGGAUUUCUUCUUUGGAGAAGUGUCUGUUCAUGUCCUUCCCCCAGUUUUUAAUUGGGUUAUUGUUUUUUUGGUAUUGAGGCAUAUGAGUUCAUAUAUUUUGGAUGUUAACACUUUAUCAUAUGGGUCAUUUACAAAUAUAUUCUCCCCUACUGUAGGAUAAGGCCUUUCAUUUUUAAUCCCUCCUAAAUUAGACCCAUUUCUUCUUUUUUUUGUUUUCACAAACCCCAUUACAGUCACUGUCCAUCAGCAUAGUAAGAUGUUGUAGAAUCACUACUUGUCUUCUCUGUGUUGCACAGCCCUCCCCUUUCCCCCACCCCUCACAUUAUACAUGCUAAUCAUAAUAUCCCUUCUUCUUCCCCGCCCUUAACCCUCCCUACCCUUCCAUUCUCCCCAGUCUCUUUCCCUUUGGUAACUGUUAGUCCAUUCUUGGGUUCUGUGAUUCUGCUGCUGUUUUGUUCCUUCAGUUUUUCCUUUGUUCUUAUAAUCCACAGAUGAGUGAAAUCAUUUGGUAUUUGUCUUUCUCCGCUUGGCUUACUUCACUGAGCAUAAUACCCUUGCUUUAGAUUCAUGGUUACCAAAGGUUCCAGGUUAGUUUCCUUACUAUCUAAGAGUCUAACUUAACUCACUUAGUAUGCUGUUACAAACACAGUCUAAAAGUUCUUUUCUAUUUCUCCUCCUUUUUCUUCCUCCUCCAUUCUUUAUAUAUUAGGUAUCAAAUUCUGUACUUUUUGUCUAUCCCUUGAUUGACAUUGGGGAUAGUCAUUUUAAUUUUGCAUUUGCCUCGCUAUCAGCUGCUCCACCGUCCCUACUGUUGUUUUACUACCUCUGGUGACAGCUACCCAACCCUAGGAACACUUCCAUCUAUAGCAGUCCCUCCAAAAUAGACUGCAGAGAUGGUUUGUGGGAGGUAAACUCUCAGCUUUUGCUUACUGGAAAUUGUUUAAUCCCUCCUUCAAAUUUAAAUGAUAAUCUUGCCGGAUAAAGUAUUCUUGGUUCCAGGCCCUUCUGCUUCAUGGCAUUAAAUACAUCAUGCCACUCCCUUCUGGCCUGUAAGGUUUCUGCUGAGAAGUCUGAUGUUGUUAGCCUGAUGGGCUUUCCUUUGUAUGUGAUCUUAUUUCUGCCUCUGGCUGCUUUUAACAGUCUGUCCUUAUCCUUGAUCUUUCCCAUUUUAAUUACUAUGUGUCUUGGUGUUGUCUUCCUUGGGUCCCUUGUGUUGGGAGAUCUGUGGAUCUCCAUGGCUGAGAGACUAUCUCCUUCCCCAGAUUGGGGAAGUUUUCAGCAACUACCUCCUCAAAGACACUUUCUAUCCCUUUGUCUCUCUCUUCUUCUUCUGGUGCUCCUAUAAUGCAAAUAUUGUUCUGCUUGGAUUGGUCACACAGUUCUCUCAAUAUUCUUUCAUUCUUAGAGAUUCUUUUUUCUCUCUGUGCCUCAGCUUCUUUGUAUUCCUCUUCUCUAGUUUCUAUUUCAUUCAUUGUCUCCUCCACCAUAUCCAACCUGCUUUUAGUACCCUCCAUUGUGCUCUUCAACGAUUGGAUCUUUGACCUGAAUUCAUUCCUGAGUUCUUGAAUGUCUUUCCAUACCUCCAUUAGAAUGUUGAUGAUUUUUAUUUUGAAGUCCCUAUCCAGGUAAGGGGUCCAUGGUGGGGGCAAGGGACGUAGGCUACCUCUUGCCGAUGUGCUUAUCGCUUGUGUUUUCUGUUGGAAUUCUUGGAUCCCUGAUCCUGCACCAGUGGAAAAGGACCUCAUCAGGGAGGCUACUACCAGAGACUGCUUCUCUGGGUGCCAUACCCUGUGGAGGGCCAGGCCAACAGAACCCUGGGUGCUUCAACAGGGCUUCCCAGGCUGGGUUCCUUGGGAGGCAGGAGGCCACCUGGCUUUCCAGUGGCUUGGGAGAAGUUCUGCCAGAAAUGGCUCCUCAGUGGCACCUGACUGCCAGCGAGGUCACAACUUUCUUGUGCUUAUUAGCCUGUUUUUUUCCCAGAGAGGAAGGGACCACACCCUGUUAGGCAGGAAAAUAGAUAUGAGUGGGAUGGAAAGAGAAUAAGGCCAGGAAAAAGCCCACUAAAAAUGACCCAGAGUGGAUCAGUUAAAGCUCAAAAAGCCUGGAGCAACUUGACCUGGAAUGUUUGAAUAUUCCCCAGAGAAAGGAGGAUAUGUCAGCAUAGCCCAUGGCUUUAUUGUGUUAAUCAUGCAGGCCCAGCUUAUUUUUUUGACUUAACCUACAUGCUUUUUUUUUUUCUCCUUUGGCCCUAAUCAAGUAGUUUGCAGUCUGGGCAAUUAAUAAUGGCAAGUAAGCCCAGCAUAAACAACAUAGUCACAGGCAGGAAGGAUUUCAUCUUAAAAAUAAGAUUGUGUUUUAAUACCCAGGAAGUUGAGAAGAUUCUUAACUUACUCUUUAGCAAACAGACAAUAACUCGGCCCACCCUGGGGGCAGGGGAAGCAGUCUUGUUUGAUAUGCUCCCAGACCAAGAAGGCUCAGCUCCCAGGGAGAAAUCACAGCAGGAAGUUGCUUGUGUUAAGUUAGUUCUAAGUAUUAUUCAGAGACCACCUAACAGCUCUGCAACCCCAGCCCUUAGUCACAUUCCUGAAGAAUCCUUAAAAGGGGGAACCCGCAAGCUCUCAGGGUGCUCCUCUCCCUGAGGUCGCCUGCACUUCCUAAGUGCAUAACCUUUUCACUUUAAACUUUCUUUUCAACCUUUCAGGGUGCUGUCUCUCUCUGAAGUUGCCUGCACUUUUUCUGUAAGUAACUUUAAAUAAAACUUUUCCUCUGCUUCA